Ceutorhynchus assimilis (cabbage seed weevil) is the source of this 2225-nucleotide messenger RNA. The record is from the annotation of a GenBank genome assembly. Lineage: Eukaryota; Metazoa; Arthropoda; Insecta; Coleoptera; Curculionidae.
GUUAAUUCCAUCACAGUAGCUCCUUCUAUUAUAUACCAUUAAAUUGAGUAUAUUUUUCAGGCGGCAAAAGGCAUAAGAAAACUCCUCUUUGCUCUGGUAGUGUCUCUACCAGCCCUAUUCAAUAUAGGAGCCUUACUAGCAUUGAUCACCUUCAUCUACGCCAUAAUCGGAAUGUUCCUGUUCGGACACGUACGACAACAAGGUGCUCUGGACGACAUGGUAAACUUCGAAACAUUCGGCCGAUCAAUGCAUUUGCUGUUCCGUCUGAUCACUUCAGCCGGCUGGAACGAUGUUCUAGAAUCCUUAAUGAUCGAGUAUCCGGAUUGUGACCCCCACUACAAACACCAAACCAACGGCGAUUGCGGCUACCCUUUGCUCGCCAUCAUCUACUUCACCAGCUUCAUCAUCAUCAACUACAUGAUCGUCAUCAACAUGUACAUCGCUAUUAUUCUGGAAAACUUCAACCAGGCGCACCAAGAAGAAGAAAUCGGUAUUGUAGAAGACGAUUUGGAGAUGUUUUACAUUAGAUGGAGCAAAUACGAUCCGCAUGCUGCUCAGUUUAUAAGAUUCAGUCAGUUGUCUGAUUUCAUAGCUUCGCUAGAUCCGCCUCUUGGGAUUCCCAAGCCCAACACUGUAGCUUUGGUUAGUUUCAAUUUACCUAUAGCUAAAGGCAACAAAAUUCAUUGUUUGGACAUUUUACAUGCGCUGGUCAAGCACGUGCUUGGACAUGUUGAAGAAACCGACAAUUUUAGACAAUUGCAAGAGCAAAUGGAUAUCAAAUUCAAAAAGCAGUUUCCUACAAGGAAGGAGUUGGAGAUAGUUUCGUCUACGCGGAUGUGGAAGAGGCAAGACAAGGCUGCCAAGCUGAUCCAGAAAACUUGGAAGGAUUAUUUGAGAAGGAAAAAGGAUAAAGAACGUCAAGACGAAGACGUAGACGAAACGACGCAAACGUCGUCGCCGGGCGGCGACUGGCGCAGCCGUCUGACGACGUUCCUGCACGUCCACAGAGGUUCGCGCGCAUCUUCCCGAAAAUCGUCGCGCGCAUCCGACGCCAGCGACCUCAGCGAACUCGGCGGGCCGUGGUUGAACUUGCCGCUGCUGUUGCUCACCGGCGCCGCCCGCGAUUUAGAAGCGAGACGUCAAUCGACCGAAGACGACGACGUCGACGAACCACCUAAAACGACGCCGCCUUCGAGACGGCGGAGUUUGUACAAUUUUUUUUUGAGGCAUCAGGACGCUGUUGAAACUCCGGACAGCAAAGGCUUGACACUUCAUCCGUCGACUGCGGACGACCGUCCGAUUCGGCGCAAACGCGCCGGUUCGGUGAAAAGCCGUCCGACGUCGGUGGCGGGCGGCUGUCAACGCAGUCAGUCGGAACGGUGCAGUCACAGUUCGGACGUCAGUAUUUUGGUGACGGAAGCGUCGCCGGAAGGCCGGCAAACGGCCGGCGAAUCGACGGUAGUCCAGGUGCUGGUGCACAGGGAAAGCGAAGAGGGCGACGACCUAAGCUGAUCAGGGAGUUUUCAAGCGACUAACCAAUAACUGGUCGAACGCUUGAACACCCCAUUUAGCCCUUGUGAUAUGUUAUACAAAUUUUUCUUCUUUUUUUUUUUUUGUUGCCAAAUUUCUUUUUAUCCGAGAGUUUUCCUGACAAUUUAAUUGUAGCUUUUAAGAUUUGUAAAUUGCUUGAAACUAUUCUCCAUAUCACCCUAUAGAAUAAGGAUCAAAAACACACAAAAAAGGAAUCUUUUUAUAUCACAUUGGAACAGCUGGUGCGCACCAAGUGUAUUUGUAUCUUUUUCUAACAUCAUGUAUAAGAAAAAGAUAGAAAGACAUUUUUUUUUUUUUUUUUUUUUCUACACCGGUUCUACCAAUAAUGGAAUUUAAAAACGAAAUCUGCACCAAUAAACAAAGAGUUUUUUCGAAUUCGAGGACAAUCGUAUUGUAAAGGUAAAAAGUCUGAUUUUCUUUAGGUAGGAAUUAAUUAAUUUCAUUUCCAAGCAAUUAAUUAGGUACUAGCUGACGUCAUAUACACAUGUUUGUGUUACGUCAUUGUUGACAAAACGAAAGUGAGAUUAUGUGUGUGACGUCAUCUAUUAAUUCCGAGUGUAGAUUAAAUUUUAAAUAUAUAAUUAUUAUUGUAAAUAAAAAUUAAUUAAACCGUGUAUAGUGUUGAAUUAUUAGUUUUUAAGUAUUAAUUAUUAUGUUAUGUCAAUUAAAAUUUU